CCGCAUCGCAUCAAAUCAAAUGCGCACCGUACACCGCACCGACGCCCGACGCCAUUUUUCUGUCAAUUGAGUCAUAAGUCGUGUGCUCGCAGGACGCCAUUUUAUUAAAAUAAUAGUUUCAAUUAUCUGCACUGGAAACUAUUUUAUUUUAUAUAAGUGAACGUUAAGUAAGUUCAAAAUGAGUUACGGAAGACCACCGCCGCGUAUUGACGGCAUGGUGUCGUUGAAAGUGGACAAUCUCACAUAUCGUACUACGCCUGAAGAUUUACGCCGCGUUUUCGAAAGGUGUGGGGAAGUAGGCGACAUUUAUAUCCCCCGUGAUCGUUACACAAGGGAAAGCAGAGGAUUCGCAUUUGUCAGGUUUUACGACCGACGGGAUGCUGAAGAGGCCCUGGACUCGCUCGACGGGCGCAUGCUGGACGGAAGGGAACUGCGAGUGCAGAUGGCCCGCUACGGAAGGCCUUCGUCACCCUACAGAAGCCGGUACGACCGCAGACGCAGCGGUUCCCGCUCGGGCUCGCGCUCGCGGCGCCGCUCCCGCUCGCGCUCGCGCUCCCGCAAGCGCUCGUACUCGCGCAGCCGCUCGCGCUCCCGCUCCCGCAGCCGCUCCGACUCCAAGAGCUCGCGCGGCCGCUCCCGCAGCCGCUCGCAUUCCAGGUCCCGCUCUAGGCAUUGAAGUGCUGAGUUAAGAGUACCGGUUUAGAGCUGAAGCUGUGCCAGCUAUCUCGUGCACUCUUCGGCCAAGGUACUAGCUCUCACUUACUCUAGCCCCACAGACCUAACUAUGUCCGACAUAGUGGCAAAUUUUUAACGUAACAAAUUACCUUUUAAGUUCUUAACUUAGAUUAACAACAACUCUUAAUGAUUUUGUCUUCUUUUUUUAUUAUUUGUAUUAUCUGACUGUUAAGUAGCAAGUUGAUAACUUACCGGAUAUCAAAUUACCUAAUUGAUUUUUAAUUUGUGUAUUAGGCUCAAGUUCUGUUCAGAUUAUUUUUCUACAUUUAAAAAAGGCUCCUUGACACAUGCUUGUGUAUUGUGUUGUGUGAUUCUCAAUAAAUCUAUUUAAGGAGAAUAUAAUUGUGUAUUUAGAAAUGUAUAAAAUAUGAACUCAUCAGUUUGUGUAAUUAAUCACCAAUUAGGUGUGGCCAUAAAGGUCCUUAGAUAUAUUUCAGGUUAGAAUCAAUUACCCAGGAGAUCAUGUACUACCCAUGGGCAUUAUGGGCUAAAUUGGGACUUUUUGGGACACCUCAUGAUGUGUGGUAAUGGAAAUUAACAACCAAAUGCCUUUCAGUUCACUUUUUUUUUGUAUAAUUUCAAAAUUGUUAAAUCCGCUAAGGUACUAUGCCCUUGAUAUGAACAAAUUAGUCAAAAACUUACAAGAAGUUCUCAUAUAUACCUAUGCUUUCGUAAUUUGAUAAAUAAAUGACAAAAAAUAUAAAUUGUGACAUUUUCAGUCAAAAAGUUGUCCAUUAUUGUCAGUUGUCCAGUAAUUUGUAAUUGAAUUUAAGCAAUAGCGCCUAUGGCUGGCAAAAUAAGUAACUUUUUGCUGGAAAUUACUCAAUUAAAAUCUAUUUGAUAGCAAUAUGCUUUGAAAGUGUAAUUGUAUGAACAAGGACAUGUUAUUUUAGCUUGAAAUUGUAAAGUAUCGCACACUGUUAACUGGCAAUUCGUAAAUCUUAUUACAAAGAUGUACCACUGAUUGUCUAUUAACAGUGGUAGCGAAGUAGAAUAUUAACGUAUGUAUGUGUGUGUCAGGGCGGCGCGGGAGGCGCGGAGGGCGAGGGCCGCGGGGGGUUGCGGAGCCGACAACUGCUGUUUUGCUGUUGUUGCCGUACAUAAAGUUAUGAGUAAACUUUUAUAUUUUUGACCAACCAGUCUCACGUAGGUACUUAAAAUUACCCAUACGUUUAAAAGUAUUUUUAAACAGCAUUGAUUCCUAAUAAAUUUAAAAAUUACACCUUUUUGAAGUAAGAAAAAUAGUAAUGACAGAUGCUGCUGGUGUUCGCGGACUAACGAUUGCAUUUGUUUGGCAGGCCGCGAGCAGGUGCCGCUGGCCUGCUGUGGCAGUUUCCCGCUGAUUGCUGUGUUUGCUGACUUUCCAGAUGCGUCUAGGUUUCUUUUAGAGGACUACGCCCCCCGCCGAUGCGUGUUAGCUUAGUACAUUCAUAUAUUUUCUUUCGAGAUUUUAUUUAGAGUUAGAUUGAAGAUUUUUGAAGUUGCAAGAGAGAAGACGUCGACAGGACACCUGGGAUUUGGAUUCUGUAUGUAGGUUAAAAUGUCUUAAAUAAAUAGAGUUAACACGA
Molecule: messenger RNA, 2303 nt
Organism: Cydia pomonella (codling moth)
Lineage: Eukaryota; Metazoa; Arthropoda; Insecta; Lepidoptera; Tortricidae
Gene: SC35
Product: serine/arginine-rich splicing factor 2
Exons: 4
Coding region: 179-676 (165 amino acids)
Molecular function (GO): RNA binding
Source: RefSeq, a predicted model, not a curated record